Molecule: messenger RNA, 624 nt
Organism: Peronospora belbahrii
Lineage: Eukaryota; Oomycota; Peronosporomycetes; Peronosporales; Peronosporaceae
Source: the annotation of a GenBank genome assembly
AUGGGAGACCGUGGGAAUGUAUACUAUGCACCUACGGGUGAGACAACUGAAUGGGAAGAUAUUCUAGUGAAGAAAGGUAUUCUUGCACCAAAGACAAAGGUACCAAAUGAAAUGCAGGAAGAGGAAGAAGGAGGAGGUGAUUCACGUGAGAAUGCGACAUUGGAAGAAUUAGAAGAGAUGGAGGAUACGUACGAUGAUGAUGCGGAAUUAGCACGUAUACGUGAACGACGUAUACAGGAAAUAAUGGCACAAGCAUCACGUAAUAAAUUUGGUCAAGUGUAUCGUAUUUCCAAGGACCAAUGGACAAAAGAAGUGACAGAUGGAAGUACGGAUCAUUGGGUCAUUGCUUAUCUUUGGGAUGAAGCACUCGAGGAAUGCAAAGUCAUGGACUAUGUACUACGAGAGGUUGCUAAGAAGCAUCGGGAUGUGAAAUUUGUGAGCAUUCAAGCUCAGGCCUGCAUUGAAAACUGGCCAUCGAAGAAUUGUCCGACACUCUUCAUGUAUCACAAAGGUGCACUGCAGAAUCAGCUUCUAGGCAUUCGCAAGCUCAAUGGACUCGACAUGAAGGUCAAAGAUUUGGAAGAAUACUUGGUCAAAGCAAACGUCUUUCAAGCGGACGAGUAA